AUGGAUAUCCGGAAGUUUUUCAGCAAUGCUGCUACUUCUAAACGAAAACCAAAAGACAUUUUCGAAAAAGCAAGCGGCUCAACGAUUUCCGAAUCGCAGGACGAUAAGCAAAUAAUGGAAACACAUCCGGUUGGCGCUUCUGGAUCUGAUGAAGCGGCUAUUAUGGCCGCAAAGAACAUAUUGGAAAAUGUUCCAGUAAAUCUGCAAAUGGUUACAGCAUUUGCCAAACAAGCCGAGGCAAACAGGAAAAUUAUAAAAUCCAUAAUUUCUACCGUUUUAUUUUGUGGAACCCAUGACUUACCGUUCCGAGGAAAAGAAAAUCACACUGGAGUUUUCGAAGAUUUAAUUCAUUUCAAAGCAGAAUCAGGAGAUACAGCUCUGUAUGAUCACGUUUCACAAGGCAAGAAAAAUGCCACUUAUCUAUCGCCACAAAUUCAAAAUCAAAUUAUCUCUAUUUGUGGUGAUAUCGUGCUCGCUGAACUUUUGAAUGACGCUCGAAACGCUGCAGCAUACAGUAUUCUGGCAGACGAAUCUUGUGACAUUUCAGGCAAAGAGCAACUGUCGAUUGGAGUUCGUUUUUUUGACAGCAGAAAAAAAGAAAUUCGUGAGGAAUUCUUGGGAUUUGUCGAACUUGACGCCAUGGAUGCUAAUGCAAUUGCUACAAGCAUCGCCAAUUUUCUUCAAAAAACUGGUCUGGAUCCGGAUAAAUGUGUUGGUCAAGGAUAUGAUGGAUGUUCUACAAUGGCAGGUAAAGAUAAUGGAGUACAAAAAAGAUUACGCGAAGUUUAUCCGAAAGCUGUCUUUGUGCACUGUGCCAGCCAUCGAUUGAACCUAGUCGUUAAUGACCUGAAUCAAGUCCCACAAAUCCGGAAUGCAGUGAGUACGGUCAAGGACAUAAUAAACUUUUUUAAAGAAUCUACCAUUCGUCGGAAAUACAUACCCAAUAUUCCAAGCCUUUGCGAAACACGUUGGUCUCAGAAAUAUAAAAGCAUUUCGGUUUUCAAUGCAAAUGUCGAUAACAUCAUUGAAGCAUUGGAAACACUUGCUGAUGAAGGAAACGUGGCGACACGUAAAAAUGCAUAUCAAUUACAUAGCGCGGCGACAAGAUCUGAAUUUAUUUUUUCGUUGAAGUUGAUUGCGAAGUAUUCGGCAUUGAUGGAGCCAGUCGUCAAUGUAAUGCAGGGAAAAUCCGUUGACAUGUUGCAAUGUAAGAAACACAUUCAAAACAUCCUCUGCAUAGUGAAAAAACAUCGGGAAAAUGCGGAGAGCGUGACAAAAGAACUGUUAAUCGAAGCAUCUUCAACGGCAGAGGCUGCAGGAUUUGAAAUGACUCCGCCAAGAACUACGCAGCGACAAAAGCACAGGGACUGUGCUCUGGAAGUAGCUCUUUGGGAUGUGACAAAGAUAAUCGGAAACACGCUAUCUGUGCAUCGCAGCGGCAAUGGUGUCAAAGCCGGCGUUGCUGAACGCGUUCUUCACGCUUAUCGUAACCACUGCGUAGUAUCGAUCUCCUCUUCGCUUCUGUUGGGACGCUUUCUCAGCACUCGCGAGCACCUUCGUCAGCCUAUUGAGGAUGAUCCUCCGCAGGAGUUUCCCAACUGUGUCAAUCAGACAUAUAGGCCGGAUUCCCCGGCGGCUUCCCUGGUUUUGGCAGCAGUACCUGGGUAUUCCACAUUUCUGGGAAGUUACCCCCGUCCAGGCACUUGUGGAGUACCGCCCUGA
Armigeres subalbatus is the source of this 1722-nucleotide messenger RNA. RefSeq names its product zinc finger MYM-type protein 1-like. The record is from RefSeq and is a predicted model, not a curated record. The transcript has 4 exons. Bases 1 to 1722 code for a protein of 573 amino acids. Lineage: Eukaryota; Metazoa; Arthropoda; Insecta; Diptera; Culicidae.